UGGUGGCACAUGGCCCAGGCAGCUGUUUACGUUGCUGAUUGCGUGUCAAAAAACACACAUUGCAAUUGGAUCGAUUUUCCGUAAAGAGCCACGUGAGUUUUAUUUUUAGAACUAAUAAUUAAAGGAGAAAUCAUCGAAUAAAUUACAUGAAUGACAUGAAUGCAUGGUAUGUUGUGCCCUCGCGCUCAUUCACUGUCUUAUUGUCUCAUUGUGCGCGCUCAGGCACGACGGGAAAAAAAAACGUAUAAAAUUAACCCAAACACCACCAGCGCGUGAACUGACAGACAGCUAGGCUACAUAUCUGCGGUUUCGGGACGCGACCUUUUUUACACCCCCAGACGAUAACAGUCUCGCGCUGGUCACCAGUGAUAAACGAUUAAAAAGGCGCGUGCCAAAUAGGGGGCUCUCUCUCUCUCUCUCUCUCUUGUGUCCCCGCGCGCACUGGCUUCGGAACACACACACGACAAAUCAUUUGAUCGGAGUCGUUUCGCACGCGGUAGGCGGACCCUGGACGCUCUUCACAUCCCACUUUUGAGAAGAUUACUAGAACAAUUCAUUGGGAAACACAUGACAGUAACGCAAUUUGAAGGGAAGGCGGACGGACGUAGUGGGACAGAGGCAGGACGACGCACCGUGGGUCGAGGCAGAGCCGAGCAGCCAGCGGAGACCGGAGCUUUGUGGAGAUAUUUGGAGUUUGAGGACACUGGCACUACUCUGAUCCUCAGAGGAAAAUAAAGAAGUCACCCUCAGAGUAAUUUUCAUACAUCGACAACACACUUCAACAGAAAAUUUGUUCAACUUGCACUAAAGCAGCACAGCAGAUAUGAGUGAGGAUAAACCAGCAGACACUGUGGAACCGGCCCCUGCUGAGAUGAACGCCAUCCCUAAUGGGAAAGGCCAUGAACCUGGAGAGGAGAUCACAGCACUGGCCAAAACACCAUCCGCAGACGAUGGUGAAAAUGCUUGUAGGGAAACUGUGGCCAAUAGUGCUCAGAAUGCUAGUCCACACAGGACUGAAAAUACAGAGGCCAAUCUUCCAGAGAGUCAAGAGUUCUUAUCAGGCAUUGACGACAAGAAGACAACACGCUUUACAGAUUUUGAGGGAAAAACUUCUUUUGGCAUGUCCGUCUUCAACUUGGGGAAUGCGAUCAUGGGAAGCGGAAUACUUGGACUUGCAUAUGCCAUGGCCAACACAGGAGUCGUCCUGUUUUUGGUACUCCUGACAGUGGUUGCAGUCCUAUCAUCAUAUUCUAUCCAUUUACUGCUCAAGUCAUCUGGGAUUGUAGGUAUCCGUGCGUACGAGCAGCUCGGGUAUAGAGCCUUUGGGACCCCGGGGAAGAUGGCGGCAGGUAUUGCUAUUACGUUGCAGAAUAUUGGAGCCAUGUCCAGUUACAUGUAUAUUGUCAAGUAUGAGUUUCCUCUGGUCAUCCAGGCCUUUCUGAGGGUUGAUAAGCCUGCUGGUGAAUGGUACCUGAAUGGGAACUACCUCGUGGUCAUUGUGUCCAUUGCAGUAAUAUUACCACUGGCUCUCAUGAAACAGCUUGGGUACCUGGGAUACACUAGUGGCUUCUCCCUGAGCUGCAUGGUUUUCUUCCUCAUUUCAGUCAUCUAUAAGAAAUUCAACGUCCCUUGUCCAUUUGUGGACUUUGCAUUAAAUGGCACUGCCAGUGGGCUGAAUGUCAGUGCUACAGAUCCUGGUGGGGAGGAAGACCCUGCCUGUAUUCCCAAAAUGGCUAACCUCAACUCACAAACGGCCUACACCAUCCCCAUCCUGGCGUUCGCCUUUGUGUGCCACCCUGAGGUCCUGCCCAUCUACACAGAGCUGCGCAAUGCCACCAAGAAAAAGAUGCAGCAUGUGGCCAACAUCUCCAUUACAGUCAUGUACGUCAUGUACUUCCUGGCAGCUCUUUUUGGAUACCUAACUUUCUAUGGUGAAGUGGAAGCAGAGCUCCUUCACACCUAUAGUCGUAUUGACCCAUAUGACACUUUAAUUUUGUGUGUUCGGGUGGCUGUGCUCAUUGCCGUCACGCUCACUGUACCCAUCGUCCUCUUCCCUGUGCGGAGAGCUAUCCAGCAGAUGAUGUUUCCCAACAAGACCUUUUACUGGCCUCGCCAUAUUGCCAUUGCCUUUAUUCUGCUCACUUUUAUUAACCUGCUGGUCAUCUUUGCCCCUAACAUCCUGGGUAUCUUUGGAGUCAUUGGUGCCACGUCCGCCCCUUGUCUCAUCUUUAUCUUCCCUGCUGUCUUCUAUAUUCGUAUUGUACCCAAAGAAGAGGAGCCACUGCGCUCUUUCCCUAAAAUCCUGGCUGUGUGUUUUGCUGGGAUAGGCUUCCUGUUCAUGAUCAUGAGUCUCAGCUUUAUCAUCAUUGACUGGACAUCGGGGACAAGCAAAGCCAGCAGUGGUCACUAGGCCACAUCUAUUUCUUCAGGUUUUUUUUUAUUAUUGGUUAUUUAGAUCUGUGUUGUGAUGCUAUCGUCUUCAGUUUGGAUUGUGUUUGAUGUUGAAGAAGCCCCAUCCUUUCCAGUUGAGAAUAUUGGCCACAGAGGAGGAGUCCAGAGUUCAGUAAGGCGCUCUGUUUCUUCACAAAUGCUCUCACUCUGAUGUUGUUUUGUUGUACAGUACAUCCUGCCAAAUAGUGACAACAUACAGGCCAGUAGUCUUUCUUGGAAAGUUCAUCGUAAAUUUCUAGAAUAGGUCAGGUGCAUGAAUAUCGACUUUGACAUUUAGAGGCUGUGCCUUGUGAGGUGGAUGUAAAAAAAAAUGGGGAAAGAUGUAGGAACCCACUGUUUUUAUACACCUGCUCUGAUAUGAGUUAUAUAGUUGUGGAUUUCUGCCAUCUUGUCUUAUCCCUGUGUUGUCCUAAGAUGAGGUUUUAUCUGCCAACUGCAAACUCAGAUUAUAAAACUUAAUCCGAAGCAACUCCCUUUUAACUGUUUGGAUGACAGAAAUCGACUGAAUGAUUCUUUUAUGCUUUUAGAUCUGUUAUUAUCUAUCUAUAUAAGUUAUUUGAAUAAAACUACAUCUUCGCUAUUGCACAGACAGAAAAAUACAUUAAAAGGUGCAAAGCCUUUAUCUCCUACUUCACUAACUUGUGCUGCUGCCGUUUAUUUUAAGGCUCAGAGGUGUUAACAUUCUCACCUCUUCCAGAGCAGGGUGCAAAACCACACAAUGAAUGUGGUUACAGUAUUGUGAAAACAUUUAUCGUAACAUUCCUAGAUAAUAUGAGCUAGAUGUAUAUUUUUAUUAGUAAUCUGUACUUGACGUAAACCUCAGAAGAUGCAGAAUGGACUGAAAAAAUUGGUCUUAAUGAGGCCAUGAAUAUCAGAGAGACAGGUUUCAGAUCAGUGUUACUAGAUGUGAUUUGACUGUCCAGAUCACUAUAUAUGUAAGGAAUCAUACUGUAUGAAAUGUACACAGCUGUGACAAAUGGUACCGAAGACCUCAUCAGUUGUAUUGUACACGUCGAUAUGAUCAAGGAAAUGAGAAGAAGGAAGUUACCGCUCAGUGUUCCUUGUCAUUGAGCACAGAUGAUUUUUCCCCCGAAAGAUCUGUUGUGUUGUUUCUGGAAGUAAUCAGAGAUAACCAAAACAUGUAUAAAACAGGGUCGACUUCACAAAGUGGUUAGUAAUAGUUUGGUGUGUUUAUGUAUCGUGUCCAGCACAAGCCUAAUCCCUAAUGACAAUGCUACACGAGGGAAUACGGUUUCUUUAACAAUCGUGAAAUGUUGAUGGUUAGCAAUAGCACUUUUAUUUGAUAAGCACAACUUCUUGUAACCAUUAACCUGUGGAGAUACAAGAAAAUCAUGUUAGACAUUCAAAUAUUUGAUAGAUGUGAAUUAAAGGCAUCUCAAAAAAAUCACUUAAAUGUAGAUUAUAUGAAUAUCAGCAAUG
Messenger RNA from Sphaeramia orbicularis (orbiculate cardinalfish), 3891 nucleotides. RefSeq names its product sodium-coupled neutral amino acid transporter 3-like. Lineage: Eukaryota; Metazoa; Chordata; Actinopteri; Kurtiformes; Apogonidae. Bases 824 to 2410 code for a protein of 528 amino acids. Gene Ontology annotation, biological process: L-glutamine transport; asparagine transport; histidine transport. The transcript has 17 exons. The record is from RefSeq and is a predicted model, not a curated record. Gene Ontology annotation, cellular component: plasma membrane. Gene Ontology annotation, molecular function: L-asparagine transmembrane transporter activity; L-histidine transmembrane transporter activity; L-glutamine transmembrane transporter activity.